This is a messenger RNA of Triticum dicoccoides, 697 nucleotides long. RefSeq names its product organic cation/carnitine transporter 4-like. The record is from RefSeq and is a predicted model, not a curated record. Lineage: Eukaryota; Viridiplantae; Streptophyta; Magnoliopsida; Poales; Poaceae. The coding region runs from base 73 to 417 and encodes 114 amino acids. The transcript has 2 exons.
CGCAGACACCACGAGCGCCAAAGGCAACUGAAUAGCUACCACUCUCGCUCCGCGCGCGACGUACGGGCGGCCAUGUCCACCACCGAGGCGCUCCUCGCCGCCUCCGGCAGCGGCGGCGGCAGCAACCGCGUGAGCAUCGACGACGCGCUGGCGCUGCACGCGGGGGAGUUCGGGCGGUGGCAGCUGCGGCACUUCGUGCUGGUGACGGCGGCCUGGAUGCUGGAGGCGAUGCACACCAUGGUCAUGAUCUUCGCGGACCGCGAGCCGGCCAUGUGGUGCCCUGCGGGGGACGGCCUGUGCGGCGACCGCUGCGCCGGCGCCGCGGCCGGGUGGGAGUGGGAGCAGGGGAGCGGCUCGUCGACGGUGGCCGAGUGGGGCCUCGUCUGCGGCGAGCGCUACAAGGUCGGCCUCGUCUAGGCCAUCUACUUCGCCGGCUGCAUGAUGGGAGAAACGUGUCUUCGUCAAUCAUGUCUUGAUCGUAAUUGGCAGCUCGAAUCACUGGAUCGCCUGGACGGAUGCACUACUAAUUCAACAGGGUAUUCGUAGUUGUAUUUUACUUCGGCCCUUGUUUGACUCUCACUGCACUCUUCUCUACUAAACUGGAGCUAGAGAAGUAUACAUGUGCAGCGGAAACUAUCUUACGCGUACAAAUUACUAAUUACUACGUUGGAGUAGUCUUUUACUGUCAUCCAGUAGG